This is a messenger RNA of Glycine soja, 2763 nucleotides long. RefSeq names its product probable beta-D-xylosidase 7. Gene Ontology annotation, cellular component: plant-type cell wall. Gene Ontology annotation, biological process: arabinan catabolic process; xylan catabolic process. Bases 99 to 2435 code for a protein of 778 amino acids. The transcript has 6 exons. The record is from RefSeq and is a predicted model, not a curated record. NCBI's taxonomy places the organism in Eukaryota, Viridiplantae, Streptophyta, Magnoliopsida, Fabales, Fabaceae. Gene Ontology annotation, molecular function: alpha-L-arabinofuranosidase activity; xylan 1,4-beta-xylosidase activity.
CGUUUUGUUCCCGUCCAACGUACACAGAGAGUCUCACCUCUUCAUUAUAACCUUUUCACACUCUGUUCACCUAUCUCUCCACCUUCUUCCCAGCGAGCAUGGCUCUUCCUCACUCUUUCGCUACCAUUAUCAUCUCUUUCUUUCUCCUCAAUCUCCACCACCACCACGCCGAGUCAACUCGGCCCCCUUAUUCCUGCGACUCGUCCUCCAACUCACCCUACUACUCAUUCUGCAACACCAAGCUCCCCAUCACCAAAAGAGCCCAAGACCUCGUCUCGCGACUCACCCUCGACGAGAAACUCGCCCAACUCGUCAACACGGCACCGGCGAUUCCCCGACUCGGCAUCCCGAGUUACCAGUGGUGGAGCGAAGCCCUGCACGGCGUCGCCGACGCCGGCUUCGGCAUCAGGUUCAAUGGUACCAUCAAAUCCGCCACCAGCUUCCCCCAAGUCAUUCUCACCGCAGCUUCCUUCGACCCAAACCUCUGGUACCAAAUUAGCAAGACUAUUGGGAGGGAAGCGAGGGCGGUGUACAAUGCGGGGCAAGCGACGGGGAUGACGUUUUGGGCUCCGAACAUAAACGUUUUCAGGGAUCCACGGUGGGGGAGAGGGCAAGAGACUGCAGGAGAAGACCCUUUGAUGAAUGCCAAGUAUGGUGUGGCGUAUGUGAGAGGGCUUCAAGGGGAUUCCUUUGAAGGAGGGAAACUGGCUGAGAGGCUUCAAGCUUCGGCGUGUUGCAAGCACUUCACUGCCUAUGAUUUGGACCAAUGGAAGGGCCUCGAUCGCUUUGUCUUCGAUGCUCGUGUCACAUCGCAAGAUUUGGCAGACACAUACCAACCUCCAUUUCAAAGUUGCAUAGAGCAAGGUCGAGCCAGUGGGAUAAUGUGUGCCUACAACCGUGUCAAUGGGGUUCCAAACUGUGCAGAUUUCAAUCUUCUAACCAAAACCGCAAGACAACAAUGGAAAUUCGAUGGGUAUAUUACAUCAGAUUGUGGAGCAGUCUCUAUCAUACACGAGAAGCAAGGUUAUGCAAAAACAGCAGAGGACGCUAUAGCCGAUGUUUUUAGGGCAGGGAUGGAUGUGGAGUGUGGUGAUUACAUAACCAAGCAUGCAAAAUCAGCAGUGUCCCAAAAAAAACUACCCAUAUCUCAAAUCGACCGUGCCCUUCAGAACCUCUUCUCCAUUAGAAUAAGACUAGGCCUAUUCGAUGGAAACCCCACCAAGCUUCCAUUUGGCACAAUUGGUCCCAACGAAGUGUGCUCCAAACAAAGCCUCCAACUAGCCCUAGAAGCAGCAAGGGAUGGCAUAGUGCUUCUAAAGAACACAAACUCACUCCUCCCACUUCCAAAAACAAACCCCACUAUCGCAUUAAUAGGCCCCAAUGCCAAUGCCUCAUCAAAAGUCUUCCUAGGAAACUAUUAUGGGCGUCCUUGCAAUUUGGUGACACUUUUGCAAGGCUUUGAGGGCUAUGCUAAAACGGUUUACCAUCCUGGGUGUGAUGAUGGCCCACAAUGUGCUUAUGCUCAAAUAGAAGAGGCAGUGGAGGUUGCAAAAAAAGUGGAUUAUGUGGUAUUGGUUAUGGGUUUGGAUCAAAGUCAAGAGAGGGAGUCACAUGAUAGAGAGUACUUAGGGUUGCCAGGGAAGCAAGAAGAGCUUAUUAAGAGUGUAGCUAGGGCUGCUAAGAGACCUGUUGUUGUGGUGCUUUUGUGUGGAGGCCCGGUUGAUAUUACUUCGGCUAAGUUUGAUGAUAAGGUUGGAGGAAUCUUGUGGGCUGGGUACCCGGGGGAACUUGGAGGAGUGGCCCUGGCCCAGGUUGUAUUUGGUGAUCAUAACCCAGGUGGAAAACUACCAAUUACUUGGUACCCAAAAGAUUUCAUCAAAGUACCAAUGACAGAUAUGAGAAUGAGAGCAGAUCCAGCAUCAGGCUACCCUGGGAGAACCUACAGAUUCUACACUGGUCCAAAGGUCUAUGAAUUUGGCUACGGCCUAAGCUACACAAAAUAUUCCUACAAGCUCCUCUCACUCUCACACAGCACCCUCCACAUCAACCAAUCAUCCACACAUUUAAUGACUCAAAAUUCCGAAACCAUACGCUACAAGCUGGUUUCGGAGUUGGCGGAAGAAACAUGCCAGACCAUGUUGUUGUCGAUCGCAUUGGGAGUCACGAAUCGUGGUAACUUGGCAGGGAAGCAUCCGGUGUUGCUGUUUGUGAGGCAGGGAAAGGUGAGAAACAUUAAUAAUGGGAAUCCGGUGAAACAGUUGGUGGGGUUUCAAAGUGUGAAGGUGAAUGCAGGGGAAACGGUUCAAGUGGGGUUUGAGCUAAGCCCUUGUGAGCAUCUUAGCGUGGCUAAUGAGGCUGGUUCGAUGGUGAUUGAAGAAGGGCCUUAUUUGUUUAUUGUUGGGGACCAAGAGUACCCAAUUGAAGUCACUGUUUGAGUGUUUCAUGCAAAGAUAAUUGGAGUGUUCAAUCAAAUUGUAAUGCCUUAAAGGAAUAAGAAACUAAUUUGCCACUUCUUUUUGUGACAUUAUGAUUUUCAGCAUGUUUACGUAUCCGCAUACCGUUUUUAGUGUGAAACAUUGGUUCACAAAUUACGAAGUUUUCUUCAACAACUGAAUGCCGGUGGGGUGACUUCAAAGUGCAUGAUAUGCGACCACGUGUUAAGAAGUUUUCUUGAAUGGAUUCAUAGAUUUCUGUUCUCGUUAUUUAGCAUUGUAAACAUUGUCAAUCCUUUAUCAAGUGAAGUAAGUAACUUGUUAAUUUUAA